AUGACAGUGGCCUGGCGCGAGCCCACGACUGACGAAAGCUGCUUAUCCCGCUCGGUUUCCAUGGAGACGAGCAGGAGCAGCGGCGGCAGCGGCAGCAGCGGCAGCAGCAGCGAGGCUGUCAGGGAGCUCGGCUGCUAUCGCGCGUCCGCGGGGGUCUGCAGGAGGAAGGAGGAGGCCGGGGCUGGGACCCUCGCGGCAGACAUGGACUUGCAUUGUGAUUGUGCCGCUGAAACGCCGGCCGCCGAGCAGCCGUCGGGGAAGAUUAAUAAAGCUGCUUUCAAAUUAUUCAAGAAGAGGAAAUCGGGUGGCACCAUGCCCAGCAUUUUUGGGGUCAAAAACAAAGGGGAUGGGAAAAGCUCAGGUCCGACGGGGAUGGUGAGGAGCAGGACCCACGACGGAUUAGCCGAGGUGGUGGUGCUGGAGGGCAGCAAAAAGGAGGAGCCGCGCGCCGGGGGCGACAGUGGCGGGGGCCGUGGCGGCGGUCGGCCGAACCCUGGGCCCCCCAGAGCCGCGGGGACCGGCGUGGGCUCCCUAGCCAACAGCUCGGUGGCCAAGUCUCACAGCUUCUUCUCCCUUUUGAAAAAGAACGGGAGAUCGGAAAACGGCAAAGGAGACCCUACAGAUGCGAGCAAGGCUGGCGGCAAACAAAAGAGGGGGCUGAAAGGGAUCUUCAGCAGUAUGCGCUGGCACAAGAAGGACAAACGCGGCAAGGAGGAGGAGAAGGAGGCGCACGCGGCCGGCCAGGGCAGCCUGAUCUUGCCGGGUUCGCUCACCGCCAGCUUGGAGUGCGUCAAGGAGGAAACGCCCAGAGCCGCGUGCGAGCCGGAGACCCCCAGCCAGGACGCCCCUAGAGACCCAGCAGGUGAGCUCGGAGGGGGAGAGGAGGUGCCUGCCUCCGCUGAUCGCGCCCCAGCGCGGACCUGCCGCGAGGCCGAGAGCCCCGGGUGCCCUAACGACAAAAGCGCCCGGGGAGAGGACGCCGCGGGGCAUCGGCGCGCCGAGAAGCCCCGGGCACCCCCUGAGUCGGGAGCUGGUGAGGUCCACACUGCCGAGGAUGCUUCCAGGACAGGCUGUGGAGAUAUUAUUGCAGACCAAGAGGAAGAGGCAGGUCCCAGCUGUGACAAGCAUGCCCCCGGGCCAGGCAAGCCAGUUCUCUCUAAAAAGAACCCCAGCGUGGUGGCCUACCAAGGAGGAGGGGAAGAGAUGGCCAGCCCGGAUGAGGUGGACGACACCUAUCUCCAGGAAUUCUGGGACAUGCUCUCCCAGACUGAGGAUCAAGGACAAGGGCCCCAAGAGGGAGCGGCUAAGGUGGCAGCUGCACUGGAGACCAAAGUGGUGCCAGAGACCUCCAAAGAUGCCAGAAGUGUAGAAGCGUCCAAGGACGUGUCCUUGGUCAAACGCAGGAGGCUCAACAGGAUCCCCAUUGAGUCCCAUCCGAAGGAACAGCCCAAACACCCAGAGAAAGAGAAGGAGCAACAAGAAGGCGUCCCCAACAGUGACGAGGGCUAUUGGGACUCGACCACUCCGGGUCCAGAGGAAGAAAGCGCAAGCAGUGGUAAAAAGGCUGGCAUCCCCCGGGAUAGCUACAGUGGGGAUGCGCUCUAUGAUCUCUAUGCUGACCCGGAUGGAAGCCCAGCAGUCCCUCCUGCCAACGAGGAGACGUCUUGCUUGUCUCGGUUAAAGCCUGUGUCUCCAGGAACCAUCACCUGUCCACUGCGAACACCAGGCAGUUUACUGAAGGACUCCAAAAUCCCUAUUAGCAUCAAGCAUCUCACGAACCUUCCAUCCAGCCAUCCAGUUGUGCACCAGCAACCAACCAGGAGUGAGAUGCCCAGAACAAAAAUUCCGGUCUCCAAAGUGCUGGUUCGCAGGGUCAGCAACCGGGGCUUGGCUGGAACCACCAUCCGGGCAGCAGCUUGCCACGAUAGUGCCAAAAAGUUGUGA
This is a messenger RNA of Marmota flaviventris (yellow-bellied marmot), 1944 nucleotides long. NCBI's taxonomy places the organism in Eukaryota, Metazoa, Chordata, Mammalia, Rodentia, Sciuridae. The record is from RefSeq and is a predicted model, not a curated record.